GGCGGGAGACGCCGGGAGAGUGUCCCAGACGGCCGAGCUCUCCCCAGCUGCGCCCCCCGCGCUUCGUCCUCCCACGUCUGGACCGCGCUUCUCCACCCCACCAUGGCGGGAGAUCCCGGCCUCGCGGUGCCAUCUCGACCGCUGCUGCUGCUGCUGGUGCUGGUGGCGGUGACCGGCUACGCGGCCGCGCAGCACAACUGCACGUGUCCCACCAACAAGAUGACCGUGUGCGAACUGGACGGCCGUGGCCGCUGCCUCUGCCGGGCGCUCGGCACCAACUUUGAGGUCAACUGCUCCACUCUGACUUCGAAGUGCCUGCUGCUCAAGGCGCGCAUGAGCGCCCCCAAGGCCGGCCGCGGGCUGGUGAAGCCGAGCGAGCACGCGAUCGUGGAUAACGACGGCCUGUACAACCCCGACUGCGACCACGAUGGCCGUUUCAAGGCCCGCCAGUGCAACCAGACGUCGGUGUGCUGGUGCGUGAACUCGGUGGGCGUGCGCCGCACCGACAAGGGCGACCUGAACCUGCGCUGCGACGAGCUGGUGCGCACCCACCACAUCCUUAUCGACCUGCGCCACCGCCCGGCCGCCCGCGCCUUCAACCACUCGGACCUGGACGCCGAGCUGCGGCGGCUUUUCCGAGAGCGCUACCGCCUGCACCCCAGAUUCGUGGCGGCGGUGCACUACGAGGAGCCCACCAUCCAGAUCGAGCUGAGGCAGAACUCUUCGCAAAAGACCCCUAGCGACGUGGACAUCGCCGACGCCGCCUAUUACUUCGAGAGGGACGUUAAGGGCGAGUCGCUGUUCCAGGGCAGAGGCGACUUCGACAUGCGCGUGCGCGGUCAGCCCCUGACCGUGGAGCGGACGCUCAUCUACUACCUGGACGAGAAGCCCCCCCAGUUCUCCAUGAAGCGCCUCACCGCGGGCCUCAUCGCCGUCAUCGUGGUGGUCGUGCUGGCCCUCGCCGCCUGCAUUGCGGUCCUGGUGAUCACCAACCGGAGGAGGUCCGGGAAGUACAAGAAGGUGGAGAUCAAGGAACUAGGGGAGUUGAGAAAGGAACCCAGUUUGUAGGUACCGGCAGGGCUGGGGGUGGGGACGGUACCCGAUUUUAGCGUGGUUCCAGAGCCAAGCGAGUUAAGCAUCUUGAUUCUAGGCCCAAAGGAGAUUUCUCCCCCACCCCCAUCCCCAAAUUCCUGCCUCCUACCCCACCUCACCAAAUGUAAUAACUCUUUGCCUCAAGGUCAUCUCUGUCUGAAUUCUGUCUUGAAGGAAACAUUUCCAAAAUUCCUUCCCUUUCGGUCCAACAAGAAUCCUGAGUCGAAGCCUUAAGAAAGGCUUGGCAUAGGGUUAAGAAACUAGUACCUAUGCGACAAUCCAGCGUGGUUUGCAAAAAGAGCCCUCGAUGUUGAAGGCUUAACAUGCAUUUAGAUGGGAAACAUCGUUUUUUAUGUCUUGGGCUUUAAGUUAUUUGAUCCGCUCCAUGGUACCCUGGCCUUCCUGAUGAAAAGAGGCAUUUGCUAAUUGCCUGCCUAGUAUCUUCACCACCGUCUCAAUUUGCGACCACAUAAUGCAGGUCCCGCGAAUGAAGCGUUUCUCAGCUACCCGAACACAUUUUCCAUGUCUGUGAGGGCAGAGCCGGCCGGGGAACCUGCGUCUACUCUUCAGCUUUCCCUAAAUACAGCUGAUAUUAGUAACGUUUCUUUUGUAAAAUGUUUGUACAUAGGUUGUCUUUGAUAAUGCUGCUGUGAUUUUUUUUUUAAAAAGUACGAAUUUAAUAAAAUAUGGA
Condylura cristata (star-nosed mole) is the source of this 1783-nucleotide messenger RNA. RefSeq names its product tumor-associated calcium signal transducer 2 (gene TACSTD2). Lineage: Eukaryota; Metazoa; Chordata; Mammalia; Eulipotyphla; Talpidae. Gene Ontology annotation, cellular component: membrane; nucleus. The record is from RefSeq and is a predicted model, not a curated record. The coding region runs from base 103 to 1068 and encodes 321 amino acids. The transcript has a single exon. Gene Ontology annotation, biological process: positive regulation of stem cell differentiation.